Caenorhabditis bovis is the source of this 336-nucleotide messenger RNA. The record is from the annotation of a GenBank genome assembly. Lineage: Eukaryota; Metazoa; Nematoda; Chromadorea; Rhabditida; Rhabditidae.
AUGGAAAUGAGUUGCGAUGACUUUCGUCGAUCCGUGCAAGAAGAAAUCGAUUCGCUUGUAAAAGAUUUCCAAGAAUUACUCAAGCAGGCAGAUGAAUAUAACCUUAUCGACCAACUUCGCCCUUAUAUUGCUGAUUUUGCGAACGCAAAGGAAAAAAUGGAGGCUCUAAAGGCGGACUGUCUCAAGGGAAAGUGUCGUCAUAUGAAUGCAUCGAUCUUCAUCGAAAAAUUCGAACGAAACCACAAUCGCGCUUGCAACGUCGUAUGUAUCCACAUGAUCGAGUGUGCCAAAAGUGUUGGAUUGAUUCAACCGGGAUUUUCGGCCUAUAAAGAAUAG